AUGGUCCUCUCUAAGCCCAACGAUAACCCUGUGCAAACGCUCUUUGAUCUGACUGGCAAGGUUGUCGCCAUCACUGGCGGCGGGCGAGGAAUUGGCCUAGCCGUGGCUACUGCAUACGCCGAGGCUGGUGCCAAGGUUGCUAUUCUCUAUCGCACAACCACAACUGCUUCCAAAACAGCAGAAGAGCUUGCUUCUAAACAUCACACACAAGCUCGCGCUUACCAAGCCGAUGUCACCGUUCCCAAGGAAAUAUCUACAGCUAUUGAUCAGAUAGUGAAGGACUUUGGAAAGCUUGACGUGAUCGUGGCCAAUGCAGGUAUUUGCUCAGAGCACGCGGCUGAGGAGUACACUCCCGAGGAGUUCCAGGAGAUUAUGGACGUCAAUGUCAAUGGUGCAUUCUAUACUGCGCAGGCCGCCGCAAGGGUCUUUAAGCGACAGGGAUUCGGCAAUGUGGUAUUCACAGCGUCUGUCAGCGCGACACUCGUGAACACGCCCCAACGACAGGCUGCGUAUAAUGCGUCAAAGGCCGGAGUCUUGCAGCUGACCAAGUCACUCGCGGUGGAAUGGGUGAACUUCUGCCGAGUUAACUGUGUCUCGCCGGGCUAUAUCCAGACUCAGAUCAUGGAGUAUGCAUCUGAGGACGUGCUCAACAAGUGGCUGAGUCAAAUUCCCGCCCGUCGGUUCGCUUCUCCAUAUGAACUCAAGGGGGUUUACCUUUUCUGCGCUUCAGAUGCGUCUAGUUAUAUGACAGGUUCGAAUCUGGUGGUUGAUGGUGGAUUCACAUUGCCAUAA
This is a messenger RNA of Penicillium lagena, 792 nucleotides long. RefSeq lists its product as uncharacterized. Gene Ontology annotation, molecular function: oxidoreductase activity, acting on NAD(P)H, oxygen as acceptor. Gene Ontology annotation, cellular component: intracellular anatomical structure. The record is from RefSeq and is a predicted model, not a curated record. NCBI's taxonomy places the organism in Eukaryota, Fungi, Ascomycota, Eurotiomycetes, Eurotiales, Aspergillaceae. The transcript is spliced from 5 exons. Bases 1 to 792 code for a protein of 263 amino acids.